AUGAAUUCUGACUCCAGCUCUGUCUCCAGCAGAGCUUCCUCGCCAGACAUGGAUGAGAUGUAUCUGAGAGACCACCACCACCACCACCACCAUCACCACCACCAAGACAGCCGGCUCAACUCUGUCUCCUCCACCCAGAACGACCUGGUGCAGAAGAUGUCCGGAGAAGGCCUCACCAGGAACGGCUCCAAGGCCGGAGGGGAAGGUAGCAAGUACAAAAUCAAGAAGCAGCUUUCGGAGCAGGACCUGCAGCAGCUGCGGCUGAAGAUCAACGGUCGGGAGCGUAAGAGGAUGCAUGACCUCAACCUCGCCAUGGACGGACUGCGGGAGGUGAUGCCCUACGCCCACGGACCUUCCGUGAGAAAACUCUCCAAAAUCGCCACCUUACUGCUAGCCAGAAACUAUAUCCUGAUGCUCACCAGCUCCCUGGAGGAGAUGAAGAGGCUGGUCGGGGAAAUCUACGGGGGGCACCACUCGGCCUUUCACUGCGGCACGGUGGGACACUCCACCGGGCACCCUCCCCACGCCGCCGGCACUGUGCACCAGGUGCACCCCAUCCUCGGCAGUGCCUUGUCCUCCGGGGCUGCUGCCAGCCCCCUCUCGGGCCGCCGACGGACCUGCCCCCGCUGCCUCUCGCCCCGCCAACCCCCCUCUUACCGAGCCUGCGACGCGACUGGGCUGCAAACGACAGUUGAGAGGAGGGCGAAGUCACCCUCUCUGUCCAGGAGCCGGCAGUCAGGUACCCGGGACCCGCCGCUAUCCCCAGCAGUGCUGCCUUGCCCUAAAGUAUCUCUGCCGCUCGGCCCCUCGGUCCUGGGGACGGAGGGCGCCUUGCCUCAACAAAAGGUCUCUUUGGAGACAUUUGACCCCCACUUAGCCACACAGAACCGUCCCGGCCUCUGCCUCGCAUUCCCUGGCAGCGCCGGGCUGUUUUCCAGCCGCGAAACAAGAGUGGGUGAACAGGCUUCUUCGCGUUUUUCCGUAGCAAAAGCGACCAAGCAGCUGCAUGAGCCUGAGACAGGAUUUUGA
Molecule: messenger RNA, 1029 nt
Organism: Manacus vitellinus (golden-collared manakin)
Lineage: Eukaryota; Metazoa; Chordata; Aves; Passeriformes; Pipridae
Gene: OLIG3
Product: oligodendrocyte transcription factor 3
Exons: 3
Coding region: 1-1029 (342 amino acids)
Molecular function (GO): protein dimerization activity
Source: RefSeq, a predicted model, not a curated record